Spirodela intermedia is the source of this 2576-nucleotide messenger RNA. The record is from the annotation of a GenBank genome assembly. NCBI's taxonomy places the organism in Eukaryota, Viridiplantae, Streptophyta, Magnoliopsida, Alismatales, Araceae.
AUGAUCAAGACAUGGCAAGUGAAGACUAAUGGGAGAGAAAAGCCCCAAAAGCUCACCCAUUUGACCACGAAGGUAUAGGGAAAUCAAAGAAUCAAAGUACAGGAGGAAGGAAAAAAAAAGAGUGAAAGUGCCAAAAGUUAGUAACUUUCUUCCCCCCCCUCCCACCCCCUUCAAAAAAAAAAAGAAGGAAAAAAAACAAAUAAAAAAUAGAACAAAAAGGAGGGAAAGAAGGAAUAGGGGUGAAGGAGGGGGAAAGGAGAGAAAUGAUCCAUGAGGAAAAUGCUACCCUUCUACUCAAAUUACUUAUCUUGAAGAAAAGAUUUAGAGAUGAAAUUGACUGAGGGGAAGAAAGGAAAGUAGAAAAAGCUCUAACAGUCCUAGAUGUCUUCAUGAACAUGGAUUGGUUAGAAUCAGUCCAAUCAUAAGAAGGGGUACACUGGAGUGGGCAAACAAGGGAACAAAGAAACAUGUUUACUUCAUAAUUAAUAUCAAUUUAUAAAAAAAAAGAGAGAGGAGAAAUAAGAGAGGAAACUUAGGGAGCUAGAAUGUCAAUUACCAUUGAGGGAACCAAUGACAAGAAAUGACGGCAUGGUCCCCAUCAAUAGUUACACCCCAAUAUUCUCACCACCGUACUUCCCUAUACAUGGUAUACUAAUAAGUUUUCAUUAUCAUGAGUUAAUAAUUAGUAAAUAAUAUAGUUUUAGCCUUAACUCGUGAUAAAUAGACUUAUAUUUGUGUUAAAGUGUGAAAAGUGGUUUUCAGUUGAUUAAUGUGAUUUUUUGGGUAAUUAUGUGAUUUUAUACGAAUUUAUAUGAUUUUUACGGUCUUACUUUUGAGAUAAAUGAAGAAAAAGAAAUAAAACUAAAAUAUUGCAAAAUGGGGGGACCCGCCGGCCAGCCGGGCCCGCAAGCGGGUCGGAAGCUUAGUCGGGGAGUAGCCGCGAGCAGGGGCUCGAGCGGCUUGGACCGAUAAGGGCACAUGUACGCCACUCCCCUUCCACGUCACCGGUGGCCAGCCGGCUGUGGGGCAAGGAGUGGUCGUACACGCGAGAGAAGGGACUUUGCUUAGAAAGCUAACAUUACUAUAUAUUCGCCUGAAAAAUCGGCGCACAACCGAUGUGGGACUAAACCCGUGUCACACCUUCCUCAGAAGGGGCGGACAACCGGCGCGGGUUCGAAUCCUCCCAGAGUCAAAAUUCAUAUAUUUUUAUCUGAUUAUCGCGACUUUCCUACAGAUCGCCAGUGAAGGAUUAAGCAACCAAAAUUGCUGGAUCAUCGGCGGAAAUCUCGUCAACGCGAUUCGCGGAGCAUUGCUACUAAAAUUGCUGAACGAUUCGCGAUAAAAGGAUCGUGAAUCCAUCGAGUAGAUCAUCUCCGAUUGAUCGACGAACAAGCCGUCGACGGGAAGAGGACGAUCUGCCGGGAGACGAGUCGCCACCUUCUGAGAGCGUACCAGAUGCGAUGAAGAGCCUCCUCUUGCUGCGCGGACCUGAGGAUGAAGCUCUCUGACACGUGCCCCACCUCCAUCCAGCUCCUCUCCGUCGAGUGACAGCCGCCAAAGAGCCGCAAAGUCGCCGUUUUUCCGCUCCGCCGGGUGACAGCCGCCGAAGACGAUUCGACGACCCACUUCAUUGAUCUCUAGACUUCGCGAGAAGAUCUAGAGAUUGCCCACGUCGUCUUUGUCCAAAGAGAGCCUUCGAGGCCGUGGACACUGCACGACGAUCCUCCCGAACGCUCAAGAUUCCAGUGCAUCACCGAUGCAUCGCCGUCGCGACGUCGGAACUCUAUUUUCCUGCUUUCAAUUUAAUUUACGCUUCAUUUAGUGAUACUUUGUGUGAUUUUAAUUUACCAAACUAUACUUCGUUCAAUUACGAUUCUUCCGGCUUUUACAGAUCUUAAUUUGAUUAAUUAAAUCGUCUGUAAUCGCUUACGUAAGAAUCGUCGGGCGGAACUCUGUUUCUGCCCGAUUCGCGUUCGCCGGGCGCUGACGUCAUCCUGACAUCCGCACCCUUAUUUCCUUCUUUUUCGUGAAUUUUAAAUAUAUUUCUUUUUCAUUUCCUAGUAUAAAAUUCAUAUAAAAUCGUAUUCAUUGAGAAAAAAUCUGAAUAAUUACAAAAUAUUAUAUUACAUCCCUGUGAUCGACCUAGAAAAUUACCGCUAUUUUUGGAAGUUUUAUUGAAUCAUAAUUGAUAUAUUUAUUUAGAAAUACUUCUAAAUAUCCGAAAAUUCGUAUUUUCUAGUUUUAUAAAUUUUAUAUUUGCGUGAUUUAAUAUACAAUGACUGAGUCACGUCAUAUACUAUGGUACUUCUGCCUGAUAAUGUAGGCCAAAAGAUGGCAAGAACACAACAAUCAUACUGGAAAAGAGAAAUCAAAAGGAAAAGGAAUGCCAAGAAGUUUAUCACAUAAAGAGGCCAAGCCUUGGAACAAAGGAAGACAAGGACUGGAAAUGGAAAAAAAGGAACACACAAAUGAAAAAGAAUCCUAGAUGUGCCCAGCAAAGCAACGAUUGGUUCAACGACCACGAACUGGUCACUGGUUUAGAGGAAACGCUGCAGUCAAAAACAAAGGAAUGUUAG